CCCAACCUCCCCACCACCAUCACCACCCUCGUUACUACCUCUUCUCUCCACAUCCCAUAUACCCACCUUCUCCCACACUCCCAUCUCUCAGAUUCCUCCCUCUUUCAUGAAGCGUGGGCUUUCUUCCAUGGCAGAGGACGACGACUCCAAGAUGAAGAAGUUAAAGGUCGAAGAAGAAGCAGAGGAAGGUGGCGUGGUUGAAGGACCAGGGCUUACGAAUCUGGAUGACAAUCUGAUGUUCGAGGUGUUCAAGCACGUAGAUGCGAGAACACUCGGGAUGGCGUCUUGUGUGAGCAAACAGUGGCACAAGACGGCACAGGACGAGCGGCUCUGGGAGCUCAUCUGCAGUCGCCACUGGGCUAACAUCGGCUACGGAAAUCAGCAGCUGAGAUCUGUUGUUCUUGCUCUCGGUGGCUUCCGCAGGCUCCACUCCCUCUACAUCUGGCCUUUCACCAAGCCCCCUUCAUCUUCUUCUUCAGCUGCUGCUUCUUCUUCAGCUCCGUCGUCGUCGUGGGCUGCGGCGGCUCCGCUGAAGCCGGUGAUGGCCGCGAAGCCGCACCCUAGGUGGGGGAAGGAUGAGGUGAAUCUUUCGCUCUCGCUCUUGUCAAUUCGGUUUUACGAGAAGAUGAGUUACAACAACCGAAGCCAAGGAAGAUGAGGAGUUCAAGCUCAAGAUUCACAUAUAUAAAUAUAAUUUCGUAAUUUCCGUUGGAGUUUUCCAUUUUAGCAUCUGAAUUUAAUUCUGGGUUUUUGUACUUGGAUCUGUACUGUAAUGCUUGGUUGACUUUUCCCAAGAUUGUUGUAUAUUAAGAGAGAUGGGAGUUUCCCGA
Argentina anserina (silverweed cinquefoil) is the source of this 830-nucleotide messenger RNA. Its product is annotated as F-box protein GID2. Lineage: Eukaryota; Viridiplantae; Streptophyta; Magnoliopsida; Rosales; Rosaceae. Bases 107 to 658 code for a protein of 183 amino acids. Gene Ontology annotation, molecular function: protein binding. Gene Ontology annotation, biological process: gibberellic acid mediated signaling pathway; regulation of gibberellic acid mediated signaling pathway. The record is from RefSeq and is a predicted model, not a curated record. The transcript has a single exon. Gene Ontology annotation, cellular component: SCF ubiquitin ligase complex.